Penicillium psychrosexuale is the source of this 789-nucleotide messenger RNA. RefSeq names its product HNH endonuclease signature motif containing protein. Bases 1 to 789 code for a protein of 262 amino acids. NCBI's taxonomy places the organism in Eukaryota, Fungi, Ascomycota, Eurotiomycetes, Eurotiales, Aspergillaceae. The transcript is spliced from 4 exons. The record is from RefSeq and is a predicted model, not a curated record.
AUGUCAUUAGAAGUUUCUUUCAAGCUGGUUUCCGUAACGGACGCUAAUCUGAUCUGGAUUCUCGAGAACGUGUUGCUCGUUGCGGCGGAGAAUCUCACGAUAAAGGAUCGAGCAUCCGGUCGAAUUAUCGCACCAUCGAAUAAUUGCGUUGUCCCUGGCGACUAUGACAUUUCUUGUGAUGGCAAGACUUCACGUCAAGAAGAGUCAUUCCGCACUGAGGUCGGCCGGAGAGACGGGAGAUGCGUUAUUUCCGGCACGAUCAACCUUCUUGCGCAGUCGGAUUGGUGGACUGGCUUCGAAGCUGCCCAUAUAUUCCCCCUAGAGAAGGAGGGUCUAUGGGUUGAGUAUAACUUCGGGCGUUGGAUAACGAAUAUGGACCAUACGACAGAUGUUUCGAAGCUCAACCCUGUUCAAAACGGUUUACUGAUGACUUCGAAUCUACACAAUUGUUUUGAUCAGUAUGCGUUUUCUAUCAACCCCGAUGGCGGAUACAAGAUUAUCGCAUUUCUACCAGACACCUUUAAAAUUGAUGGAAGAGUCCUUGAACCGAUCUGCCGGGAUCCAAACGACCAAAACCAUGUCGCGGACGAGCUCCUAAGAUGGCACUUCCGGCAAAGCGUGCUCGCUAAUAUGCGAGGGGCCGGGGAGCCGAUAUUCGAGUCGGACUUUCCCCCUGGGACAGACCAAAUAGCGACGCUACGAAACGAACCAUAUGGCAAGGAGAGAUUAGAGAUGGAGGUCGAACUCAGACUCGGACCCAGAGCCAGAGAAGAAGAGUCGACAUAUUAA